GACUCUAUGAUCAAAAUUGAGCACUGGGUACUCACCAAGUUCGGAUUUUUGAAUUAAUAAAGGCUGCGCCUUUGAUUUUGUUGCUUUCAGAAAACCCAACUCAAGUUUGGGCGAAUUGAUAGGGCACCCAUUUGUCUUGAGAGCAUUGUGCAGGCUGUAUGUUAAACAAGGGAUAGAGUGCUUACACAAAUUGUUGCCAUUGCUGUAUUAGAAUAAGCAGAGAGUGUUGAAAUGGCAAACAGCAAGUUCGAGUACGUGAAGUCAUACGAAGUUGAAGAUGAGAUCUUCUUGCCUAAUUUGAUUGUUGUUCGAAUUGAUGGACGUGAUUUUCGAAGGUUUGCAGAAGUGCAUACGUUUGAGAAACCAAAUGAUGUGGUAGCAUUGAAUUUGAUGAAUUCAUGCGCAGUUUGUGUUUUGGAGGAGUUUCCAGAUAUCGUUUUUUCAUAUGGAUUCAGUGACGAGUACAGCUUUGUCUUCAAGAAGACGUCCAAGUUUCACCAGAGGCGUGCAAGCAAAGUAGAGUCCGUUAUAGUAUCUUUCUUCAGCUCAGUAUAUGUGAUAAAAUGGAGAGAAUUCUUCCCUCAUAAGGAGUUAAGAUACCCUCCCUCUUUCCAUUCAAAGGUUAUAUCCUGUGGUACAAUAGAAGUUCUUCAGUCAUAUCUUUUGUGGAGACAAAAUGAUUGUCAUACAAAUAACCUGCGGAAUACUUGCCUAUGGGAGCUAAUUAAAGGUGGAAAGACUGAAUGCGAAGCACUAGAGUUACUAGAGGGCACCAGUAAAGAAGAGAAAAACGACCUUCUUUUUGAAAAGUUUGAGAUCAAUUACCAGAAGUUGGAUGAAAUGUUUCGUCAAGGAUCCUGCAUUUUGAAAACUGAGGUGAUAGACGUAGUGAAGCACAAUGAGAAUGGUUCUCCAGUUCGGAGACUUAGGAAAAAGUUAAGAAUAGUUCAUUCAAAGAAUAUAGCAAGUAUAAGCUUUUGGAACAAGCACAAAAUUCUUCUGAAUGAGCUCGGUAAUUUCGCAAAGGACAUUGGAAAAGUUGAACCAGAUUUUCUCAGGUCUUUCCAGUUUGAUAAAAAAUUGAUGCCAUCGACUUGGAUUGUCAUUAGAAUUGAUGGUUGCCAUUUCCACAGGUUUUCUGAUGUUCAUGAAUUUGUGAAGCCAAAUGAUGAGCAGGCUCUCAACCUUAUGAAUUCAUGUGCAGUGGCUGUGGUAAAAGAGUUUCAAGACACAGUGUUUGCCUAUGGCGUUAGUGAUGAAUACAGCUUUGUUAUGAAGAAAGACUCUCAUUUCUAUCAAAGACGAGCAAGUGAAAUAGUAUCUGUCAUGGUGUCACUCUUUACUUCCUUGUACGCAAUGAAAUGGAAAUGUAUCUUCCCUGAGAGAGAUUUGAAAUACCCUCCUUAUUUUGAUGGCCGUGCUGUGUGCUAUCCAUCAACUGAAAUUCUUCGAGAUUAUCUGGCUUGGAGACAAGUUGAUUGCCAUAUCAACAAUCAAUACAAUACUUGUUUUUGGCAGCUUGUUAAGUCUGGAAAGAGCAAAAGGGAAGCUCAAAAUUUUCUGAAGGGUACUCUAGCAGGUGACAAAGAUAAACUGCUUAAGCAAUUUGGUACUGACUACAGCGAAUUGCCUGUCAUGUUCCGCCAAGGUUCAUCCAUUUUCUGGGACAAGAAAAAAGUUGAUGUUGAACAUUGCAAUAUUAUUGAACCAAGCUUUUGGUGUGCACACCCAACAAUUCUUAACACAUAACCAUGGACGCUGGAGGCACUGGAUAAAGAUUUUCAUACUGAUAUACGUCUCUACCGAUGACAUGACUCAGAUUUUACUGAAGUGA
This is a messenger RNA of Fragaria vesca subsp. vesca, 1834 nucleotides long. Its product is annotated as tRNA(His) guanylyltransferase 1-like. Bases 232 to 1749 code for a protein of 505 amino acids. Lineage: Eukaryota; Viridiplantae; Streptophyta; Magnoliopsida; Rosales; Rosaceae. The transcript is spliced from 14 exons. The record is from RefSeq and is a predicted model, not a curated record. Gene Ontology annotation, molecular function: tRNA guanylyltransferase activity; magnesium ion binding. Gene Ontology annotation, biological process: tRNA modification.